Meleagris gallopavo (turkey) is the source of this 1468-nucleotide messenger RNA. It is a transcript of the gene LDHD, whose product is annotated as lactate dehydrogenase D. The record is from RefSeq and is a predicted model, not a curated record. Gene Ontology annotation, biological process: lactate catabolic process. NCBI's taxonomy places the organism in Eukaryota, Metazoa, Chordata, Aves, Galliformes, Phasianidae. Gene Ontology annotation, molecular function: D-lactate dehydrogenase (cytochrome) activity; D-lactate dehydrogenase (NAD+) activity; FAD binding. Gene Ontology annotation, cellular component: mitochondrion.
GGGGACUGGGGAACACGGAGCCAUGCGCAGCCCCGGGCACAGCUCCAGGCCCAACAUGGCCCUGCGGCACGCGCUGCAGCUGGUGUGGGCCGUGGGACGGCGCGGGUGCUGCAGCCAGCACCCGCUGCCCCCUGGCCUGCUGCAGGCCCUGCGCUCCGUGGCGGGGGAUCCCAACGUCUCGGUGGCGGAAGCGGUGCGGCAGCAGCACGGGCACGAUGAGUCCAUGCACAGGUGCGCACCCCCCGACGCCGUGGUGUGGCCCCGAGACGUGGAGCAGCUGCAGGAGAUGGUGGCCCUCUGCUACCAGCACCGCGUGCCGAUGGUGCCCUUUGGUACUGGCACCGGCCUGGAGGGCGGUGUCAACGCCGUGCAGGGCGGUGUCUGCUUCGACCUGAGUCGCAUGGCCGCCAUCUCGGAGCUGAGCGUUGAGGACUUCUCGGUGGCGGUGGAGCCCGGCGUCACCCGCAAGGCUCUCAAUGCCCAUCUGCGUGGCACUGGGCUCUGGUUCCCUGUCGACCCCGGGGCGGACGCCUCGCUGUGCGGCAUGGCGGCCACGGGCGCCUCUGGCACCAACGCCGUGCGCUACGGCACCAUGCGGCCCAACGUGCUCAACCUGCGCGUGGUGCUGCCGGACGGCAGCCUGCUGCACACCGCCGGGCCCGGGCGCAGCGCCAGGAAGAGCGCGGCUGGCUACGACCUGACCUCCCUGUUUGUGGGAUCCGAGGGCACCCUGGGCUUCCUGACGCAGGCGACGCUGCGCCUGCACCCCCUGCCUGAGGCUGUCAUCUCCGCUGCCUGCACCUUCCGCGUGCGGGAUGCUGUGGGCUGCACCGUGCAGGUGCUGCAGGCGGCCGUGCCUGUGGCACGCAUUGAGCUCCUGGACGAGGUGAUGGCGGGCGCCUGCAGCCGCUACAGUCGGCUGGAGCUGCCCGAGGUGGCCAUGCUCUUCCUGGAGCUGCACGGCUCCCAGCGCGGCCUGGCUGAGCAGCAGCAGCAGGCGGAGGAGCUGGUGCAGCUGCAUGGCGGCUCUGUCCUGUCCUGGGCACAAGCACCAGAGGAACGUGAGCGGCUCUGGGCUGCACGGCACAACGCCUGGUUCGCAGCCCUGGCCCUGCGGCCCGGCUGCCAGGGCUACUCCACUGACGUCUGCGUGCCCAUCUCCCGCCUGCCUGACGUCGUGCUGGAGACCCAGCGGGACCUGCAGGACUCCGGCCUCACUGGCCCCAUGGUGGGACACGUAGGUGAUGGUAACUUCCACUGCAUCCUUGUCUUCUGUGCCGACGACCCGGAUGAGGCGCAGCGCGUGCAUGACUUCACCGAGCGCUUGGGCAGGCGGGCGCUGGCUGCGGGCGGCACCUGCACCGGGGAGCACGGCGUGGGGCUGGGCAAGCGGGCGCUGCUGCGCGAGGAGCGGGGUGCCGUGGGGCUGGCGGCCAUGCCCCGCAUCAAGGACGCGCCAGACACCCUC